AUGUCUAUUUCCCUCUAUGAAAAGCAAGAAAAACUAGGAGAGGGAUCAUACGGCGUGGUUUACAGAGCUACUGAUACUAGAGAUAAAUCAACUGUUGCUUUAAAAAUACUAAAAAUCGAUAAUUUGGAAGACGGAGUUCCAUCAACAUUACUUCGCGAAAUAUCUAUCCUCAAAACACUUAACCAUAUUAAUAUAAUCGGUCUUAAGGAUGUGUGCACAUCAUCAUUACCUAUAUUCUUAGCAUUCGAAUACAUGGAUUCGGAUCUAAGAACUUUAUUAAAUCAUAUUAGGAGACCUUUGAAGGAAAGCAUUAUCAAAUCAUAUGCAUUCCAGCUAAUUGCUGGAAUAAAUUUCAUUCAUUCCCAUAGAAUUAUACAUCGCGAUAUCAAACCUGAUAAUCUCUUACUAAGUAAGUCGGGUUUACUUAAAAUAUGUGAUUUUGGUAUGUCAAGAUACUUUACAGUUCCAAUGAGGCCAUAUACAAAGGGAGUUGUUACGCUUUGGUAUAAAGCGCCUGAAUUAUUAGUUUCAACUCCAUACGAUUUAUCAAUCGAUAUGUGGAGUGUUGGAUGUAUCAUCUAUGAAAUGGCUACUGGAUCACCCUUAUUUCCUGGAGAUGGCCAUAUUGACCAACUCAUGAAGAUAAUUAGCAUUUUAGGAACUCCAACAGAAGAUGCUUACCCAGGAUUUUAUAAUAAAGUAAAGAAUGAGCUUGGUUUCGAUAUGCCAAAUGUUGAAAGAGUUGGUUUGGCCCGUGAAUUCGGUGAUAAGUGUGAUUAUGCAAUGAUUGAUUUAAUCGAAAAAGUUCUUGUAUAUGAUCCAGCAAAGAGACUAAGUGCUAAAGAUGCACUCAAUCAUCCAUACUUCAAUGACAUAUCAAUUGACAUGCGCCAUGCAUGUGUUGGAAUUACCAACGAUGAUUAA
Molecule: messenger RNA, 924 nt
Organism: Trichomonas vaginalis G3
Lineage: Eukaryota; Parabasalia; Trichomonadida; Trichomonadidae
Product: STKc CDK like domain-containing protein
Exons: 1
Coding region: 1-924 (307 amino acids)
Biological process (GO): regulation of G2/M transition of mitotic cell cycle; regulation of gene expression; protein phosphorylation
Cellular component (GO): cyclin-dependent protein kinase holoenzyme complex; cytoplasm; nucleus
Molecular function (GO): ATP binding; cyclin binding; cyclin-dependent protein serine/threonine kinase activity
Source: RefSeq, a predicted model, not a curated record